AUGCCAUCACCAAUACAGAAGCUUUUCUGUAGAGCUUCGGCCAUUCCGACCUUGUUGUCCAACGUCGAUCAGUUCAAGGCCGAGAGUCAGGAUAGCAGCUUGGCCGAGGAAAAUGUUCUCAAUGCAAGAGCUCUCAAAUUCUCCUUUGUCUCGGCCCUGACAAACUUGAAUGAAAUGGAAAAUGAACUGACAUCCCAAGGGCAUCGACCUUGCCAGCCACCUCCUUCAAAUUCCAAGUCUGUGGAGUCUAAGCACUUGGACCGCGUUCUCUGGUUCCCAGGUAUUACAAGUGCAAACGCAUUGGUUUAUCUUUGGACAUUCAAAAUUAUCUGCAUGACUGAGCUCCGCGAGCUAGCAGAAUUUUCCGCUCCUCGGCAUAUUGAGGACGAAAUCUGUUUUCGCGACCUAUCUCCGGCUUCGCUUAAACAUCAAAUCAUUGAGCUAGCCGUUUUGAUUUGUCAGAGUAUGGAAUACUGCAUCCAGGAUGAAAUGGCCCUUUAUGGACCGGCGUCUGCCAUCUACCCCCUUCGGAUUGCUCAUAAAAUUUUGAAGUCGGCUACGAACUACGGCGCACAUACAAAAUGGUUCCGGCAGAUUCUGGAAGCUGCUGUCCUCAUCCACUCGUUCGGUGUCAUUCAUUCGGACUUGGCGCUACGGCAAAUUUUGGUCGACGAUACCCUCGAUCUACGCUUGGGUGAUUUCAACUCCUCUCAGUGCACUGGACCCCCGGCUCUGGGUCACGAGAAAGCAUCCCAUUGCCUAUCUCGGGACUAUGAGCUUGAUAUCCUUGUUUUGGGGUCCACUCUUUAUGAAUUAGUCGCCGGCGGAGCUCCUUACAGCGAACUGAAUCCUAAUGAAUCCGAUGACCCGGAUUCCAUCAAGGCACAGAUCCGGCGGCAACACGCGGUGGUGGAUAUUGAGAUGGAAGACCGGUAUAGGAAACAGCAAUUUCCGGUUGUUACGGACGUCCGACGUGGAGAUAUCAUACUAGGUUGCUGGAAAGGGCAGUUUGCCACAGCACAGGAGGCGCUUGAUCGGUACCUACAAGCAUGA
Molecule: messenger RNA, 1053 nt
Organism: Aspergillus fijiensis CBS 313.89
Lineage: Eukaryota; Fungi; Ascomycota; Eurotiomycetes; Eurotiales; Aspergillaceae
Exons: 2
Coding region: 1-1053 (350 amino acids)
Biological process (GO): protein phosphorylation
Molecular function (GO): ATP binding; protein kinase activity
Source: RefSeq, a predicted model, not a curated record